Aspergillus terreus NIH2624 is the source of this 1320-nucleotide messenger RNA. RefSeq lists its product as uncharacterized. Bases 1 to 1320 code for a protein of 439 amino acids. The record is from RefSeq and is a predicted model, not a curated record. The transcript has a single exon. Lineage: Eukaryota; Fungi; Ascomycota; Eurotiomycetes; Eurotiales; Aspergillaceae.
AUGACCAUCCAGUUUCCCCUGGAAAUCCACGCCCACAUCUUCAAUUACUUGCUUGAUGACCUGUAUGAUCCUGCAUGUCCUCAGGAGGCAUUCAAGCUUCGGUUGAUUUCCAAGUCAAUCCGAGGAAUUCUCGACCCGGUCUUGUAUAGAAAGAUCCAGCCACCGUCAGACAAUGGAGUGCGUAUUCUUUGCUGUACGAUAAUACCGCGACCUCAACUUGCAGCUCGGGUGGAGGAAAUCUACCUAGAAGAAGACGAAGGGUCGGAAUCUGAGGAAGAGCCGGAGGAAGAGGAGACGGAUGCAGAUUCUGAUUCUGGUUCAGAUGCGAGUGAAGAUUUAGAUACCAGAGCUCAGCGAGCAUGCAGGAGAGAAGAAGCAGAGCUCCUAGCUGGAGCAGCAGACCGCCUCAAAAGACAAUUCACUUCUGAUCCUGCACACUCGCUCGCACUUCAGAAAAACGACCUCUCCUGGCUCGCGCGAUCAACCCGGAAAACCAGAAAAUGGCUGCUCCUCUUUCAGCUCUCCAAUCUCAAAUCCCUCACAUUGAAAACCCACACCGACACAUUCGCCAACAUGGCUUUGUUUCUUCGUCUUCCCCGCCUGGAGGAGCUAGACUUUGCCGUGCUAGCACCCGGCCCUGAUGGCCCAUCCUGCCAUAACUAUGUUCCGCCAGAGGACAUUCUAGAGAGCAUAAUCCGCCACACUGAUCAGCUCAAGACUCUCAAGUUUGAAGACAUGAGCGGAACUGCCUUCUUCCCCGUUCAACAUGAUGCGCCGAAACUAAAGCGGAUCCUUGAGGCGUACACCGCGAACACCCUGACACACCUCUCCAUCUGCCUCUGCAAUAAUGACGAGAAGGACUGGCGGCAGGAGCAGGAGUUCAGUGACAUCAGGGGACAUUUUGGAUCCAUGAAGAAGUUUAUGAGAUUAAAAGGUCUCGUAAUGCAGCUGGAGGUCCUACUGGGUAAGCCCAACGAGAAUGACGGGCUGAGACUCAGGGACGUAUUGCCCUCACAAUUGGAGUAUUUCACGGGCUUGAAUCUUCCCGAUUACCAUGGAAUGGAUGAUUCGGAUAGGAUCUGGGACGAAGAGCAGUAUAUCCCGCAAUUUGAAGACUUGGCUGAAGCUGUGGUGCGGGACGGUCGAGCAUUUCCCUCAUUGAAAUCCGUUAAGAUGCAUCUGCACCGGAAGGAUUACUUCUAUACUGAGAGGGAAUGUACAAUGAAAGGGCAGUAUCGCGACGGAAUGCUGGGUGACUCGCAGAUCUACUUUGGGUUCGUUCGCGGUCCGUAUGCCAACGAGGGGCCAGGACCAGAUUAA